GCAUGCGCAGUUUGCGUCUUGGGAACAUGUAAUCAUGCGAAAAUGGCGGAUAAAUCGCGAGGGCAGCAUAAUCGCCAUGGUAGUGUGGUACGAAUUGGUUACUACAAUAUCGAGAAGACUAUCGGAAAGGGAAAUUUUGCAGUGGUCAAGCUUGCUACACACUGCAUCACUAAGGCCAAGGUUGCCGUUAAAAUUAUCGACAAAAGUCAAUUGGAUCAAGACAACUUGAAGAAAAUUUUUCGCGAAGUACAGGUCAUGAAAAUGCUGGAUCACCCGCACAUUAUUAAACUUUAUCAGGUGAUGGAAACAGACAGGAUGUUGUACCUAGUAACAGAGUAUGCCAGUAAAGGAGAAAUUUUUGAUCAUUUGGUAGCCCACGGUAGAAUGACUGAAAAGGAAGCUAGAAAGAAGUUUAUACAAAUUGCAUCAGCUGUUGAGAACUGCCACAAAAAGAAUGUUGUUCACAGAGACUUGAAAGCAGAGAAUCUUUUAUUAGAUGAGAAUUUUAAUAUUAAAAUAGCAGAUUUUGGAUUCAGUAACAUAUUCCAAGAAGGAAAACAUCUCAAGACUUGGUGCGGCAGUCCGCCUUAUGCAGCGCCGGAGCUCUUUGAAGGAAAGGCGUAUUGUGGACCGGAAGUGGACAUUUGGAGUUUGGGAGUAGUACUCUACGUGCUGGUGUGUGGUGCUUUGCCGUUUGACGGGAGUACAUUGCAAAGUUUGCGUUCACGCGUCUUGGACGGUCGAUUCAGAAUUCCUUUCUUCAUGUCCACAGAAUGUGAGCACCUCAUUCGUCACAUGCUGGUCCGUGACGUGGCAAAGAGGUACACCAUGGUACAGAUCAUGAACCACAAGUGGAUAAAUGAGAUGGACGAAGAAGACAAGGCGAGCGCACUCCUCACCGACACGCUGCCUGAUUCAGAGUUCAGUGAAGAAGUGUUGACGAUGAUGCUUGCUAGAGGAAUUGAUCGAGAAAAGACCAUUCAGUCUCUCUGCCAAAAAGAUUACGACCAGUUUGCCGGGAUUUAUUACACACUUCUGGAAAAGGUCAAGAAAUCUGCCAGCUCAUCGCACGACCCAUGCGCCAAUAUUACUUCCACACCGGGUACCACGGCUGAUUCGGAAAUGAUGGAGACGGAUGUGGAAGGAGCUGGCUCCGAGAAGCCAUCCAUGACAGUCCCUACCGUACAGGUGACUCCUGACUCGCCCACGAGACGAGUCAAACCCCAGCAGGACCAGUGGGAUCUGACCCAAGAGGGAGACGAGGAAGAUGAUAAGAUGCCAGACGACAUCCUUCCCAGUUUGAAGUCUUACCUGGAAAAGCGCCGACACACCCUCACUGCGGUGGACCCGUUGAUGGAGAUAUCACCAGAGCUCCGUGAGGUGUUCUCUCAGCAGUUCGUUCAGCGGCCGUUAAGUCCCCUGGGUCAGGCUACCGAGGAUGCAUUCUCUGGAGCUACUCUAGGAUUGAACCCCACUCUUCCUCCUUAUUCCCCCACGUUAGACCUCUCUCUGGCCUACAAGGAGCAAAUUCUGCAAGUGCCUACGGUGUUCCAACUGAGACCGCCCAUGGACAGAAGAGCUUCCGACGGACCAACGAGUUUAGCGGCUGGGAUCGCACAGUUCCAUGCGCUUCGUGCUAUGGCCGGGUAUGCGGACGACAGUCAAGGUAAUACCGGCUCGCUGAGUGGUUCGCCGUUAAACAGUUGCAAUCCUAUCGUAAGUCAGUCACCCUUUUCAGUGUCACCAGGACCCUCGAGCCCGCAAAUAAGCGAAGGAGCAAACGACAGCGGGUCGGAUCAAGAGCCUGACCAGGACGCCAUUGCGCGUUACAUGGCUUGCCGUGGAUCGCGGCAACGUCACACGUCACCGAAUGAAAUGCCGGACGAGCUACAACUUCGGCUACUGCAGGUACCACUAAAAACGAGACGGACUGUGUUUCCUCCUGGCAGAGGAGCUGCAGGGCGAGAAGGGACAUUCAUCCCUACCCCAACAGGAAUGCGAUAUAACACGUCAAGGCGAGCCUCGGACGGUGCAGCGUCGGUGCUUGCUUACAAGCAGCAUUUAGAGCGCAUCGGUGGCAGCGGGUCCAAACGCAACAGCCUGCGUGAGCUACAAGAGGAAUGCUUGCAACUGCAGCAGCAGUAUGGCCGAGUAGCGGAAGCGGAACAACAACGAAGGCAACAGGAGCAGCAUGUGCAACACUUACAGCAGCAGUUUUACAGCAGAAGGGCGUCAGACGGGGCCGACUCGUUAGCUGCCACGCUAGCACAGUUCCAGCAACAGUACACGCCCGCCCACACAAGCCAGGAGUUGGACCUGGAAGGUCAAAGGUCGGAUGUGGAAGAUUUAGAGGAAACGCACACCCAGCCAACGAUGGAGCACCAAGAUGUCCUUCAUCAGGAGAUGCAGCGCUUGAACAUUGAACAUUGCGCGCCAUCCCCUUUUGACUCUGCCGGCAUUAUCCACUCAUCUUCUGGAGGAAUCGGCCCGGACGGGGCCGCUUUGUCCUCUCUCGCGUCAAACCUCGCGUCAAACUCACCAAGAAACAGCAUUGUUAUCGAGGAUUCGUCGCCCGUUUCUUCCACAGAUACGUCGAACUUUCUGUCUCAGAAUAUUUUAUCAUCGCAGGCCAACACGUCCUCGUUUUUACCCGACGGCGGCGUAUUGUCUUCCCCAGUUCCCUCUCCGCCGCCAUCUCCUCUCAUAUCCGCGGUACCUCUGAGUCAGCGGUACCCCAUUCCUAACAUCACCACCGCUGCGAGGACCUCAUCGAACGGAAGUUUAGUGGAAACUGGGCCGGAAACGGGCAAUAUCCCGCAAAUACCCGCCAAUAUGCCGGGCGUUGUGAUGGGUAAUGCGAUCAUAAAUGAAAAUGAUCUCGAAGAAUUGGCGAGAGCUAGAUGGGGACUGGGUGCGGGAACGCUUCCGCUAAGUCCGACAACGCUUCUUGGGACGUUUGGGACAAAUCCCGCGGCCGCGCUUCUCGUGGGUAACGUCGGUCAGAGGUCCCCCGUGCAUCACCGUCGACAUCACACGGUACCGUCCGCGCAGGAUGCGUGGAAUUCCAUGGACUUGUUGAGAAGAGCGACGGCGAACAACGUCUUGUCGCAAAACCACGCCAGAGAUAUGUUAAACAACAAUAUCAAUUUGGAAGAAGGGCUUGGGGUUAGGGACGGUCUGUUGUAUAGAACUCUUUCUCCCAACGGGACGAUCCAUCAGGACUCUUUUCUCAAAUCUCCAAAUAAAGGAGACGUGGCGCCGGACUUGACCCAAGCGAACACGCUACGCAUGGCGUUCUCUGUUAAUAUGACUUCUAACAAAUGUAUCCCCGAUAUUAUCAGUGAAAUAAGGCGAUCGCUAGAUCAGAGAUCCGCCAAGAUAGCGUACGAACAGUCGGAUCAAACAUUCACCCUUCAACAGGGGGGUGUGUGCGCUGAAAUUGAGGUGUGCCCACUCCAGGGGAAUCUCAACGGACUACGCCUGCGACGUGUUAGCGGCAACCCAUGGCAGUACAAGAGACUCUGUAAUGAGGUAUUGACCGGAAUGAAUUUGUGACUGAAGCAGAGCUGAGUGGACUGAAUUAAGAAAUUCUUUUUGGUUUAGUAGAUAAAAAUUGCGUGACAGUUGUGCUAGCGUGACUUUAUGCAUCUCUCACUUGCGUGACCUCAAUCUUAGUUGCUUCGUUAUGCGAAUUUAUUCCUUUGUCUAGUCUUGGUUUCAGAGGGCAAAGGUAAUUCCUAAACCAGGAAGAAAAGCGUGUUAGAAUCGUGAGUUUUCUCUCCUCUUAGUCGUUUUGCUUCGUGAAUUGCGCAAAUUCGUUCUAGGAAAACCAGAGUACAGAUUCAACUUUCCAUGUGCAGUUGUCGUAAUCUUAAUGUUCGCAACGUGAAUGUGGCAUUUCUGUUGUGGUGAAGUACUCAUGAAGUGACAAGGUUCUUUUAUUGUACCGAAGAUGAAUUAUAUUUCCGUCCAAAAACAUUCAAAGGUGUUUUCCACAUUUUUCACGACAAAAUGUCGGAGUUGUAGCGUAAAUUACGAGCAUUCGACAACUGUUUUGCUUUUAUUUUGCAAAAGUUGACGUUCACGACAUUUCACCUUUAUUGUUUUCCAUGUCACCACUUCUAAAUGUGAUGGAAUUUUCUAAAAGUAUAGUAUUCCUCAGAAAUGUAAUUAAUCUGACUUUGAUUUAAUCGCAUGCGCAUGCCUGAACGAAAGUUUGAGUUGGCCUUAUAAAGGGCGAUCACUCUCAAAUUACGAAGUCGAGAAGCUGUGGAAAGUGACUCGGCAAAUGUUCGGCAGUUUUCGUAUCUUCUCGUGUUCUUGCGAUUAGACACGAAGUGUGGGAGGUCUGUGCAGUGUAUAGAUAUUUGUACAGUAAUGAAAUCUCUUGCUUGCCCAAGUAAAAUAAUGUAAUAUAUUUUCCCCUCGAAGAAUAUCAUCGAGGUAAAGAAUUGUAUCUCUCAACCAUAGAAUCUUUGUACAGUAAAGAAUAUCGAUGUGUCUCCAUA
Messenger RNA from Orbicella faveolata, 4508 nucleotides. Its product is annotated as serine/threonine-protein kinase SIK3-like. Gene Ontology annotation, cellular component: cytoplasm. Gene Ontology annotation, biological process: intracellular signal transduction; microtubule cytoskeleton organization; protein phosphorylation. The record is from RefSeq and is a predicted model, not a curated record. Gene Ontology annotation, molecular function: ATP binding; tau-protein kinase activity. NCBI's taxonomy places the organism in Eukaryota, Metazoa, Cnidaria, Anthozoa, Scleractinia, Merulinidae.